Phytophthora sojae is the source of this 1581-nucleotide messenger RNA. RefSeq lists its product as hypothetical. The transcript is spliced from 3 exons. NCBI's taxonomy places the organism in Eukaryota, Oomycota, Peronosporomycetes, Peronosporales, Peronosporaceae. The annotation marks the transcript as partial. The record is from RefSeq and is a predicted model, not a curated record.
AUGUCUCCUGCCCCCACCAUCGUCGUCACCAACCUACAGGAGGGCGAGGUGCUCUCGUAUCCCCUCGUCCUACUCGAAGGGCACAUCACCGGCCUCCCCUCUACCACCCCCGCCUCCACCGAAGGUCUCUUCCUGGAAGCGCGUCUGGACCACCUCCGCUCUUCACUCUGGCCGAUUUCAACCCCCAGCGGCCACUUCAAGGCGUUCGUGCUGCUCCCGUCCCCCGGCCAAUACGCCGUCACGCUGCGACUCGCCGGUGUCGCCGACCGCGUCUUCUGCGUCGAGUACCGACCGCGUGUCACGCGUUACGUGGUGAAAUUCCACUACCAGAUCUGCUCGGACUCGGACGCCCGCGACGGGUUUGACGCACCUCCGGGCGUCGACAAUUCCAACGCUGCAGCAACCGCAAAGGUCCGGUUCAAUGCGUUGGUGCUGCAAAUGGCCACCGCCGAGUUGAUGCACGCUGCCGGGUUGGGGCGACAGACGUUCGCUAUGCAGUUCGCGGCCGACGGACUGCCCGACGUGACGCUGCUGCGGUGUAGCUUCACGAACGCCCACGCGCGGUCGGUGGACGGCCAGAAGCUCAUCCACUUGAUCGGGAAGGACAUUGAAGCCUCGGGGGUGGACGACAAUGUCGAGUUUGACUUUAAACAUGCAGUGGUGCUGGGGUGUUCACGGUACAACACCAAGACGCGGAAGGCGGAGGGCCACACAGCGCUAGGAGGAGGGAAGGUUGGGGUCUUUGGCUCCUCGGAUCCACACUCGCCGCACAUGGGGUUCCAUCAGGCCUCUCCGCAGGGCUGGCUGGAGCUGAAUCAUGCAGCUAUUCGAGAAGUUUCGAGUCGUGACGGAGCCCACUGGAACGCAGGCUCAGCCCAACUGCUGCGUCACUGCCCGUGGAUCUCCGGGUACGCUAAGCCGUCAUUGAUAGGCCCUACUGUGAGCUGGGACGACUCCGUCCGCGGACCUGUUGGAAAUGGCCAAUAUAACGGCACGCAAGUUCCGCUCCCCGAGAGAAAUCAGUCGAUGUCUGAAGCUGAUGAGAUUGGAGCGGUGAUGGUCGAUGCGGGGAAGUACGUGAACCGUUUAGAGAGCUUUACGCGUGCUCAAGUGUUGGAGAUGGAGAAACUGCGCGCUGCUGGGGACAAACACUGGUUUGUUCUUGCCGUCGGAGAACACAUUACUCGAAUGGAUGUUCGUGCCAUGGCCUGGAUCGAUGGCCUUCAGCUCCACACGAACCUGCGGUCGUCGCGAUGGUUUGGCGGCACUGGUGGAACUCUUCACGCGUUGCAAGCUGCCGACGGGUGGAGGGUGAGUGAGUUCUUCGGGACAAGAGGUGGUUCGUACGUCGGCAAGCUUGGCGUGCGGUCGGGGAACGCCAUGGAAGGGGGACCCAAAACGCCGUUCUCGACCACACUCCCCGUGGUAGGAGCCGUUGUCGUUCGAUGUGGGAGAUUUGUCGAGUCGAUUCGACUGCUGUCUCCUGAAGAAGCAGCGAUGAAUUCAAGAGACCCGAAGAUCUACCGCGCAAACGAGCACAUCUUUGAGCUCCUGCCUGGUGAAAAGCUGAUGAAGCUCGAG